Fusarium oxysporum Fo47 is the source of this 1503-nucleotide messenger RNA. RefSeq lists its product as uncharacterized. The transcript is spliced from 2 exons. The coding region runs from base 79 to 1503 and encodes 474 amino acids. The record is from RefSeq and is a predicted model, not a curated record. NCBI's taxonomy places the organism in Eukaryota, Fungi, Ascomycota, Sordariomycetes, Hypocreales, Nectriaceae.
UAUCAAGUAGUCCGACCAUAUAUUGUCCCAACGUUAGUCAUUUUGUUACCAAGGUCGAUUAAUUAUAACGCCUCCAAAAUGCCCUCAAUCACCGCCAUAACAAUCUUCAUCUUCGGCCUCAGCGCCUUCAACCACGGCGUCAGCAAUCUCAUCUCCCCGCGCAAGGGCCUCACCGCAAAGCAAUUGCCAGAGUCUGCCCUCCCCGCACUCAACGGCUUUUCAGUCGCCAUCAUCGGAAUCGGCAUCUAUUACAUGCUGGCUGCCUAUCAAGAGAAUCGAGGCUUCUUUGCCCUCACCCUGGCGCGAUUCAUUUCAGCCAGAAUCUUUUGGGUGCAAGGACCUGCUUGGAGAGUAAUUGCAACGUGGGAGGCAUUCUCAGCUGGUCUCACAGCUGUCGCUCUGGCUUAUGAGGGCUACUAUGGGAGGCGGGGUGCUGCUUACACCGUCUGCAACCACAUUCUGCAAGCGUUCGACAUCUGCAAUCCGCCACAAUACAUGAUCAGCAAUCCAUCAGCCAUGAAGCUACAAGAUAUCCCCGUAGAGCUACGGCAAAACAUAUUUGAGUUAGCUCUAACGGCUCCGGUUGCACCAUCGAGUCCCUCAGAGAGCCAACAUGGCCGAUAUCGACGAGCUCACCAUCCUCAAGACCGUUACUGGCGUCCUACGGGCGUCUGGGAACAGGCACCCAAGAACAAAGCUCUGAGCUUGCUUCUGGUCAGUAAGCAGUUUCACGCCGAGGUUCAGGAUGUUGCCACUCGUCUCCCAAACAACUACCAUGUCGAUAUCAUGUUUGUCAAGAACUAUGGCCUCUGGACUACAUGGGAUUUUACGAAGCGGCCGACAUCAAGAUACAUCGACAAAGUCACAUCUACAAUUCGUAUCUUCGACCCAACCGACGACCUUGACGAUCGCUUUAAGGACAGCUUGAUCUUCCUAGGUGGCUGUGGAGGACCGGAGCCCGCAGUUUGGGCGUUUUACGACCUUCUCAUAGGCUUGAUAGAAUAUGGGCCUGGAUACCUCGGCCGCCUGGAUAACUCCUGCUUCAUCAUCAAUGAAAUCGAAGUGGAUGUUGUCGCUCCAACGGACGGCGCCGCUCACACCAAGCUUGAGUGCAGGGACAACGAGAAUCCUGUUUGGCUGUACCAGAGUCGCAUCCGCUCCAGGGACGAGCGGGUACCGGAGAAGCGACUCAUCAGUUACAUGACCAAUGAGUUGGACUACGUUUUCAGUGCGACCCGUUAUACCAUUGAAUAUUGUUUGGAGCUGCACGAACAUAUCACAGAAAGCAUCAUAUUCAAGGUCAACGGGCAGGAGUGGAAGAAGAUACAGAUGAAUGAGGUUCUGCAAAACUGUGAUAUCUCGAGAUGGCAAUACGAUGUGGGUUUCCGGGAUCGCAAUGCGAUGAAGAUGACGAGAUGGCUGAACUGGGUUCUUGACCGACGAGAGAGGAUGAAGAAGGGCCUUGAGCUGGAUGAAAACAGGCCUGAUACUUAUCUUCUCUAA